Paramuricea clavata is the source of this 329-nucleotide messenger RNA. The record is from the annotation of a GenBank genome assembly. Lineage: Eukaryota; Metazoa; Cnidaria; Anthozoa; Malacalcyonacea; Plexauridae.
AUGAGCGAAAGCUCCGGAGAAGAAACAGAACCAGUGAACAAGGACGCUGAUAUGGCGAAUGUACAAGCCGCUUUGCCAUUUUUCCCACCAUUUGUACCGGGCAGUGAUCCCGCACCUACAGGACCCCGUUGGACCAAAUGGGUCAAACGUUUUGAAAACUUCUUAACAGCAAUGAAUGUAACCGAGCCCAAACGAAAGCGUGCACUAGUGCUCCACUACAUUGGUGGAGUAGCAUAUGAUAUUUUUGAUACCCUACACGAGACGGGAGAGGACUACGCAAUCUAUGUAUUCCGACAAGAAAAACAACGCACUGGAGAAACUCUUGAUCA